Egretta garzetta (little egret) is the source of this 4298-nucleotide messenger RNA. RefSeq names its product MINDY lysine 48 deubiquitinase 3 (gene MINDY3). NCBI's taxonomy places the organism in Eukaryota, Metazoa, Chordata, Aves, Pelecaniformes, Ardeidae. The record is from RefSeq and is a predicted model, not a curated record. Gene Ontology annotation, biological process: protein K48-linked deubiquitination. The coding region runs from base 37 to 1218 and encodes 393 amino acids. The transcript has 14 exons. Gene Ontology annotation, molecular function: cysteine-type deubiquitinase activity; K48-linked deubiquitinase activity.
UUUGAAAAAUAGGGCAGGGUUAAGCUGAGACAGUUCAUGCUUUCUCUAAGAAGCCUGAAGAAUGUGAAACAAAUUGAAGAAUUUCUCAAGUAUGGUUUAAUGGUACCACAUACAAGAUUUGUCUUCAGUGAAUCUGAAUCAACUGCAUUAGAACAGUUUGAAGGUGGCCCUUGUGCAGUGAUUGCACCUGUGCAGGCAUUCCUUUUGAAGAGGCUUUUCACCAGCGAAAAGUCUACUUGGAGAGACUGUCCAGAAGAGGAGCAGAAGAACCUUCUCUGUCAUACAUUAUGUGAUAUUUUGGAAAUGGCUUGCUCUGAUAAUUCUGAGUCGUACUCUCUGGCAACAUGGAUAAGAGGAAAAACAACUGAAGAAACUGCUAGUAUUUCUGAAAGUCCUGCAGAAUCUAGUCGUCAAGAGGAACAACCUUCUGCCUUGGCUGUCGAAGAGCUUGGCUUUGAGCGAUUUCAUGCAUUAAUUCACAAACGAGCAUUCAAAAGCUUCCCUGAGCUGAAGGAUGCAGUUUGGGAUCAAUAUUCAGUGUGGACAAACAGAUUUGGAGUAUUGCUCUUUCUGUAUUCUGUAAUACUGACAAAGGGUAUUGAAAACAUAAAAAAUGAAAUUGAAGAUGCAACUGAACCAUUGAUAGAUCCUGUUUACGGUCAUGGAAGCCAAAGUUUGAUUAACCUCCUGUUGACUGGGCAUGCUGUUUCUAAUGUGUGGGAUGGAGACAGAGAAUGUUCAGGAAUGAAACUUCUUGGUAUACAUAAACAGGCAACAGUAGGCUUUUUGACAUUGAUGGAAUCUCUGAGAUAUUGUAAGGUUGGCUCCUAUUUGAAAUCUCCAAAAUUUCCCAUUUGGAUACUUGGUAGUGAAACACACCUCACAGUCUUUUUUGCCAAGGAUAUGGCCCUUGUUGCUCCUGAAGCACCUUCAGAACAAGCUAGAAGGGUUUUCCAGACAUAUGACCCUGAAGAUAAUGGUUUUAUACCUGACACUCUGCUAGAAGAUGUGAUGAAGGCUCUGGACCUUGUUUCAGAUCCUGAAUAUGUAAACCUCAUGAAGACCAAAUUAGACCCAGAAGGACUGGGCAUCAUAUUACUGGGUCCCUUUCUGCAAGAAUUUUUCCCUGAGCAGGUAAUCAAUGUAGCUUUAUUGCUACACUUCCAUCAAUAUCACAGAGCUGGUUUUAAUAGUAGGUAUUGCAUUCGACACAGCUGACCAGCAAAUAACUCCUUGUAUUACCCAACAAACUGUAGACUUCCAUUUUGCAUAAGGUGUCUGUGAUUUUGUCAGCUUUACACUGGAAGGAAACUCCAUUGUAGCGACAAGUUCUAGAAUUAACUUUGGGAAAUAUAUAAUCAUUUUGCAUAUGAAGCUGGACUGGUUCCCUACUCAGAAAGUUCAUCUGAGUUUGUUUUUUCUGAGAACACACGGCUGCACUGUUUUUAUCAGUAUUACAAAUGUCUGCUGUAAUUGCUAUUAAAAGAGAAGAGGUUACAAACAUAUUUAAAACUAUUUUAAUGUGUAUCUCUAAGAAUGUAACAUUUUUGACAGUUUAACAAAAUGUCAUGAUAGACUUAUGUUCAGCAUAUGUGGAAGUCAGUAUCUGCCAGGGUAAUGGAAAAUUAUUUUCAAACUCUCAAUCUGUUCCAUGUAUUGGAUAAGAUAGCACCACCACUGGGAAGCACGUGUUAGCCUAGCACUCCCUUUGCAUUGUCCUGCCCUCGUGCUGCCACCCUCCAGCCACCACCAACCUCUUGGUACAGAUAUGUGGUAAACCAGAACAGGGAACUGGUCUGGAGGAGAGCUCCCUUUGCAGGUUUACGGAGGUUUGUUCCAUGGUCAUGCAAAUGCUUGUAUCGGCAGGAGAGAGAGGGUUUCCCCAGUGACAGAAAGACAGGCUGGUGAGGCAAGAGAAGGGCUGAAAGGAGUACUUCUUUGGAGGCUUUUGUGGCUUAACAUGUCAUUGAAACUAUGUGGCUUAAUUUUUACAACCAUGGAAAUGUGAAACUGACAUUUUUAAAAUGCCUUCAGCAAGACCGUUUUUGUUAAGGUCUGUGCAGAACUGUUUGGGUGCAGUAUUUUCUACUAUGAAACAGUCCGGCCAUUGAGAAGACGCUGCACUGCCAAAGAUGGUAGAGACUGAAUGCAUCAUUAAGAGAUGAUUCAUCACCUAGAGGAAAAAGAAGGAGUUAGAGUGUUCAUUUUCUCCAGAUUUACAGAAUUACAUCUGCAUUGUGUAUUUGCCAACUGUUUCUUCUUCCUUUCCUUUGUAUAACCAGAAUUGGAAAUAGCUUUACAAUUGAAUGUAAUUUAAUCUUAUUUCUUGCAAUUAUAGUACACUUGCAAAUCUGGAAGCCUCCACUGCUUAAUUUUAGGCCCCAGAUGCUUAGAAUGAAGUUCAGAAAGCCAAAGGACAUCCUCCAUGAUUGGCUGUGCCUAAACUGUCCAUUACUGUGGGUCGUAGGUAGCUGGAGGAGAAAAGAGCCAUGGUAUGGGGCUGCUGCCUCUGUUGCCUAUUGCUGAAGGGCAUCAUUGCCUGAAGAAGGCAGCUGGAGAAGGGAGCGUAGUGGAAUCAUGGGCAGAUCCCCACCAUAGUCCCCUAGGGGGUUGGUGGAGAAACUCCUUCCCUGCUGUAAGGUUGAGCCCCCAGGUCAGUGCCUGUCCAUCAAGUACUAAUUCCCUGCUGCACGUGGUUCCCCACCACUCAGUUUUGCCUCUGCUUGUUGAACCUUUGCUGGGUCCAGUACAGCACAUGGGGGAAGGGUUACUGCCGUAAGGGUACGGGCUGAACAAUCAGCACAUUUUGGACUGGGACCUGCCAGUAUCAGUUACUGAAUGAAUGCUGAGGGCACAGAUGUGUUGUCCAAUCUGUCUGUGCUCUGUGGAUCAGACAGCAGGAGCCUCGUUCAGAAUUCUUUCUGAAAGUGAAAUUCUGCAGAAAUGAAGAUAAAUGUCUUUCUUUAAAAUACUAUGAGGAAAUAGCAGAUGCCAGUGAUGGUUGGAAUUGUUGAUGUUCCCCUUGAGAACUUACCUAGUGCUUGGAAGAUCCAGAUUCGAUUCCUUCUUUGCUGAGAAUAUUCAAAACCCCAUUUUACUCUCCUAGAAAGUACUAAACUCCACCUCAAAAGCAGGAAGGGAUCUCAGCUUUCCUUUUCAAAGCUGUUGGCUUAGAAGAAAAAUAUUCAAAGAUCAUUCCGCCUGAGAGAGCAAGCCCGACUCUUUAGUGCUUAGGGCAGUCACCUGGAGAGAGGGAUUCUUGAAUUCUCUGGUAGCCCUUUUUUUGGGAAACAAUUCCUGCACAAAACUCUUAACAUCCACGAGACAGGAACUGGAAAUCAGCCCUUCUUUUCCUUCAGGGUGAGCAUACCUUCCCCGGGGAAAAGAAUUAAGUGUCCUCUUUCCUUCCCAGCAAAGCUUGGUUUUAUUCAUCUCUGUGAAGCAACUUCUGUAGGCAGAGUUACCGCUUACCUCCCUUUUCAGCACCCUCCCUCCACUGAGUAGCCUGGGUUGCUGUGAGAGACCCAUACAGAGAGAAGGGGGUUGAAUCAUUUAAGAGGAGAAAAACGAAUGAGGGCUUUUCAUAACCUGAUGGAUGUAACUGCAACCUGAGCAGAUUUCUUUGCAUUCCAGCCUUUACCUCCACGUACUUUAAAAAGCGAUAAGCUUUUGUUUGGAGCCUGGUCCAGUAGGCACAAAAGAGAUGAUAUUACCCCUCAUUUGUGUUUCCUGAUUCAGUGAAAUGCAAAGCUCUUCAGUCCUUUUCGGACUAAGGCAUUGAAACGCCUGGAGCGGUAAAAGGUUGGCAACUGCAGUUCAUCUGCUGUGAGGCUCAGCUGAGCGGGUGCCUGCAGUGAGGCAGGCAUGGGCGUGAAUAACUUUUCAGCUCUCAGCUGGGGGCUUGGAGGCUGGAUCUGGUCCUUAGGAAAUAUUUAACUUAGUAGCAUCCAGACCAUCAUAAAUACACGCGCAUGUGGCUACUGCGUAAGGUGUCUGACUUGAAAAAUUGGGACAGUUUCUACAUGCUCAGUGCUGAAGUUGUAACUUAAAGUGUCCAGAGGAACACAGAACAUCGCAACUUGCUCUUGGGGGCGUUAACCCAUUAAUUUAUUGACAUUACUAUUUUUGAUGAGAAAGAUAAAAUGAACAAAAUCUUAGAGAUGAUGUCAUCUAAAAGAAAUUGUACUUUUUUACAAUUCCCUUGAGUCUUCCUGUUUAAAUGCAUCUGUUUAGUUGUAAAGAGAAGAGACUGUCAAGGCACGGUGUAUUUGUUACGUGAAAUUAACGGUCCUCUUUUC